UUUCCCAGUGUGCGCGCUUUAUUACCCCCCCCCCCUCCCCAACAGUUUCUGGCGCCCGUCACGCGCGCUGUCUUCGUUUCGUAGAGCUGCGGUCUUACUCGCGCACAGAUAGUUCCCAGUAGCUGCUGUAGACCGUAGUCUGUCCGGGAUAUUUGAGUACAAGAUGGCGGCGUCGAACGGUGCUGCUGUUGCUGCUGUAGGCGGCCCGGCAGGGACCGGGAGUCACCUACCUCAUCCCACCAACCAGCACCGAACCAGCACGGCCCGUAUCGGAUAUUAUGAUAUUGAGAGGACCAUUGGGAAAGGGAACUUCGCUGUCGUCAAACUGGCCACUCACGUCAUCACCAAGGCCAAGGUUGCUAUAAAGAUAAUAGAUAAAACACAGCUGGAUGACGAAAACCUGAAAAAGAUUUUCCGAGAGGUUCAGAUAAUGAAAAUGCUACGACACCCCCACAUCAUCCGGCUUUAUCAGGUUAUGGAGACAGAACGGAUGAUUUACCUUGUGACAGAAUUUGCUAGUGGUGGAGAGAUAUUUGAUCACUUAGUAGCUCAUGGAAGGAUGGCAGAAAAAGAAGCCCGUAAGAAGUUUAAACAGAUAGUUGCUGCUGUUCACUUCUGCCACUGUCGAAACAUUGUUCACAGAGACUUGAAGGCUGAAAAUCUACUUUUAGAUGCAAACCUCAGUAUCAAAAUAGCAAGCUUAGGGGUGGUGUUGUAUGUACUUGUCUGUGGUGCCCUUCCCUUUGAUGGCAGCACUUUACAGAACCUCCGGGCAAGGGUCUUAAGUGGGAAGUUCCGUAUUCCAUUUUUCAUGUCCACAGAAUGUGAGCACUUAAUCCGCCACAUGCUAGUGCUGGAUCCUAGUAAACGGUUAUCCAUGGAACAGAUCUGUAAGCACAAGUGGAUGAAGCUUGGUGACCCUGAUGAAGAAUUUGAUAGGUUAAUAGCGGAGUCCCAAAAUGUGAAAGCAGAAAGACAAGUAGAACCAGUGAAUGAAGAGGUGCUAAUGGCAAUGACGGAAAUAGGCCUGGACAGAGAGCGUACACUACAGUCACUUAGGUCAGAUGCUUAUGAUCACUACAGUGCCAUUUACUGCCUUUUGUGUGAUCGCUUGAAACGGCACAAGAACCUACGUAUUUCAGCACCUUCAAUACCACGAUCCCUACAGUAUACUACACCUACGGCAAACAUUCAGGCUGAUCAACCUAGCAAUGCAGUUAGCAUCAAUGUUCCCCAAGUUCAGCUGAUUAAUCCUGAGAACCAGAUAGUAGAGCCUGAUGGUAGCAUGAACCUGGACAGUGAUGAAGGGGAGGAGCCGUCUCCUGAAGCUCUGGUCCGUUACCUGUCAAUGAGGAGACACACUGUUGGUGUUGCUGACCCACGCACUGAAUGCGCAGAAGAAUUACAGAAACUCCUGCCAGGCUUUCUCCGUGUGGCCCCACAGACAACAUUUCUACCGACUUCCCCGCAUAUGAACUUGCUGCAAAACAUGUUGCCAGUGCAGAACCUGCAGCCAGCUGUGCAGCUGGAGUACAAGGAGCAGUCCCUGCUUCAGCCUCCAACUCUGCAGUUGCUGAAUGGAAUGGGGCCUCUUGGUCGCAGAGCAUCAGAUGGAGGGGCAAACAUCCAACUCCAUGCACAGCAGUUACUGAAGCGUCCCCGCGGGCCCUCCCCACUUGUUACUAUGACACCAGUAUUUGGCAAAUAGGAGCAAGCGGCACACACUAGCAAUGACAAACCCCACUUCAGAAACCUCACCUCAGCCAUUCCGUCCAAAACCCUGGGGCCCACAUCUUCUUCCAGACCAGCUGCACAUCAGAUCUACCUACAAGGAUUCCAAUACACUUCACCUUCCCACAGAGCGUUUCUCUCCAGUGCGGCGUUUUUCUGAUGGGGCAGCAAGCAUUCAAGCCUUCAAAGCCCAUCUGGAGAAAAUGGCUGCCAACAGUAGCAGCAUCAAGCAGUUGCAACAGGAGUGUAAACAGCUGAAAAAGAUGUACUGUGCCCCAUUUGAUGAAAAGGUGCUGGAAAAGACGCAACAGCAGCACAUUCUGUACCAGCAAGAGCAGCAGCUACAGCAACAGAUGCAGGACUGUAUUCGACAGGCCCAGCCAUCUCCACCUUUACAGACUUCUUCAGUUGGACAGCAUGGAGAAAACCAACCUGCCCUUCUUACACAUCAGUUACAGAGGUUACGAAUUCAACCCUCAAGUCCACCUCCUAAUCACCCCAGUAACCAUCUUUUCAGGCAACCAAACAACAGCCCACCACCUGUGAGCAGUAGCGUUCUGCAGACUCAUGGUUCUGCAUCUCCAUCCCAGUACCAAGGCAUGUCUUCCCAUGGUCAUCUCUUCCAACAGACAAGCAACAGUUCUCCUUCACCCAGCCUUACCGUGCCUAGAAUUGGAAUGACCCAGCAGUCGCCACCUCAGCCAGUGACUAUCCAAGUUCAGGAGCCUUGUGAAAUGCUGGGUAACAGUCUUCUUCAGGGCACAACAAUAACACAAGGUGGAUCAGCUCAUGUACGAGGGAUGCCUGUGAAUCAGUGUGGAAAUCUUUUGCAGAUGCAGCAAAGGACAAGUUUUAUGAGACCUGUUUCUUAUGGGGGCCACAAGGCACUAGCCAAGCAACUCAGUGCUGACAGUGCUGAAGCACACAGUAGAAGUAUGAAUAGAUUCUCUACUGCAAAUUAUGAACAGACACAUCUGCAUCCUCAUCUCUUCCCUGAUCAAACACGUGUUUCCCCUAGCAGCUACAGUCCGUCAGCAGGAACAACAGCAGGAGGAUAUCCUCAAACUCAGGCACUGAAGGUUCCGCACCUAGAACAGUACCCAGGGUUUUCAGCAAAUCCACAGCAACAGGGAUACACAGCGUCACCACUACAACAGGCUUUGCUGUCACCAACACCAUCAGAAUAUACUAGACACCAGCACAUACCAACUAUGUUACAAGGACUUCUUUCACCACGCCAUUCACUUACUGGACACACAGACAUACGGUUGCCGCCUUCAGAUUUGGCCCAGUUGCUCAAGAGGCGUCAGCAGCAGCAGCAGCAACAGGAAUUUAGUGAACUUCUAAAGCAUAUGAGCCAAGGUGAAUCUGGCAGUAUGGCAGCCAGCAUGUGUGCACAGACUUUAUCAGAACAUCAUGCCUUGACAUUGCCUUAUCAAAAUGCAGACUCAUAUCACCAUACUAGCCCCCACCACCUCUUGCAGAUCAGGGGACCAGACUGUAUUCCUCAGACACAUGCCCCAGGUUGUGGACUUGUACCUCAGCCACCUCUAAUGCACUCUGAAAGUAUGGAGGAAGACAGUAGUGAGGAAGCUGGGCAAGGGUUUGAGGACAGUACUGAUUCUCCCAGUGUGUUAACCAAAGGUUGUCGUGAAAGCCCUGCACUCUUAAAUGCAAGAAGGCAUGGGGACCAUGAAACACUACUUGUGACUGGGAAUCCCAUACAGGAAGUGAGUUUGCCACAGCAUUACAGGCACCAGCAAGUCUCUGGCUUUAGCAGGAAUAAAACUCACAGCAAAGAAUUGGUGGCAGGUGACCUUGUGGACAGGAGACCAGCUGGGCAGGCCAUGGAGAUGCCUGAGCACAGUGGAGUAAGUUACUCUCCAAGGCCCACCAACAGUGAGCAUCAUCAGAGAACCCGAACACUACAGCGGCAUCAUACCAUACAGACUAGCGAUGAUGCUUAUGUCCAGAUAGAUUCAAUGUCUGGAAUGAGCCUGAUAGCUGGGAAAGCACUUAGUUCUGCCCGCAUGUCUGAUGCAGUUCUCAGUCAGUCUUCACUCACAGAAAGCCAGCAGCUACAUAGCAGAGAGAAUGAAGACUGCAUUGACGGUUCUGAAGAUGAUGCUCAUUCAACUUUGGGAGACUGCAACCAGCACUUAAACAGUUCCUGUUACCCUUCUGCAUGUACUGACAUCCUUUUAAGCUACAAGCACCAUGAUGUGUCCUUUGGGAUGGAACAAGCUUGAAAAGAACAUUAAUCAAGAAGAUACCUAAGUAUAUGGCUUUGGAAACGGAAGGUCUUUUUUAAGCCAACAGUAUCUAGAAGCACUGCGCCAAAUCGCCAUUGUAUUUCUACCUGCUGGAAUAUCAUGGCUUCUUUACUCGUCACUUCAUCAGUGUGUUCUGUUUUGCCAUGUUUUUCAUCUUUGCUAUUGAAUGUGACCAGAAAUGUUCUUGGAUGUUUUACUAAAGCACGAAAGAACACAUUUUAAGUUGAGAUGUCAUAUUGUAAUGGAUAAAAACAGUUUGAAAUCAAAAGCCUCAAAACCCUACUCUUCUUCAGCUCUCUUAUUAGGACAUUUUGGUGGUCUUGUCAGACAAGUGUUUCAUGGAUUAAUUAGACCAUCAGUGUCCACUUUAGAGUGCUUUCCAAGAGGAGGGGUUGGCAUGCACAGUGUCUGAGCAAUAAGUAGAGGUCUGAACAUAACCCCCUAGCCUAGGAGAAGUUUUGGGGGAGAUGUGAUUUAUCAUGAAUAUUUUUUCAGAAACUGAAAACUUUUAUUGACAUGACCGAAUGGACAUGAGAUCAUGCCAUGGAGUUUAUUUACUUUUUUUUUUUUUUUUGUUGCAUGGAGGACAAGUCAGUCACAUAUCUGGAUUGUUACCUUUACUGAGAGUUGCCCUUUAGUGUAUGUAUGGGCAUCAGAGAAGGAAGAGUGGAAACCUUGUACAGCUUAACAAAAACUGCUUCCCAUCCCUUUGGUACUCACAGACAAAAGCCGAAUGCCUAACAGUGGUGCAAUAUGCUAUUGUGUAUUAUUAUCAGCUGUUUUAUAGUUUUGUUUUAUUGCCUUUUUAUGUUUAACAUAGUUGUGCUGUAACGUCGCAUUUUUUUCAUAGUUUCAGUUCUUCAGAUUAAUGGAUUGCCUUUACUAAAAAAAAGAAGAAAAAAGAAAGUAAAACAUUAGCUGGCUUUUCCUACUUUUUAUUUCUUAAUUUGACUUUACAGUCACUUAAUUAUUGUUUCAUUGUGUGAAAACAAAAAAAAAAUGUUAAUGACAGAAAUGUUUUAACUAAAUUUUGUUUUGUUUAAAUAUUGUUUUUCAUCUUUUAGUUUUAAGUGCAUAUCCCUUUUUUAAAUGAUGUUGCACUUGUAACCCAUUUUCUCUUGUGCCAGUGACAAUGUUGUGUUAUCUUUUUACAGGUUACACAGUGCACAUAAUUAUUAUUAUUGUUUUGUAUAUGAGUACUAUAUUCAUUAUAUUUGUUGAAAUUGGAACCCAUUAUAAAAUGGGCAGGGUUUUGUCACUUCUCAAAAUCCUAGAUAACUGUAAUGAAAGGUAAAAGAAUUUUAUUUAAUACUGCGGUGACACUCAAGGGAAUGCCGGAAGAAAUGUAUACUUGGCUGUAGUUGGUCUGUUAUGAAACAUAAUGUUAUCAGUUUCAUUUGACGGGGCCAGCCAAAUAUGACAGCAUAUCAUCCAAGGCUUACAUUUCUAAAGCUCUUGUUAGUCUUUUUUCUGUUUUUCAAUAUGUGGGUUUUAUUUUAUUUUAAAUGUGAUAUUUCUUUUAAUCUUCAUUGAUAUAGACUUGAGUCUGUAGUAACUGUUGAGUGGGAAGGUACCAAGAAACACUGAAACACGUUUUUGUCAUGCUGUUUAGUAAUUUUGCUUUUUUUGUUUACAUGACACUGUAUUUAUGGGAGUCAGUUGCCAUUCUUAGUAGCUUAUCAGAAGAUGCAUUUUUUUAACACAUGAAAUCUAGUCCAGUGCCAUCUCUUUUACUCGUUUCACACUUUUGCUGUUUAUUGUUUUUUCUGGUUGCUUUUAUUGUAAUAUUCAAAAAGUGCAGUGUAUAUUGAAUAUAUAUUAAUAUACUUUGCUUUUAUUUCUGUUUUCUGGAAAUGACAGAAAUAUUUUUCUCUCGCCUCAUUUCUUUUUUUGACUUAAAAAAUGUUUUAGUACCCUUUAGUCCAUUGUAUGGGUCACUGAACAGCUAGCCCUUUUGUUUUUAAGUGAGGACAUUGCUAAUAAAAUGUCCUAAUCGUUCAAAGAAAAUCUAGUGUGUUGCCCCUUGUAUCUACCACUCCUGGAUUGAUUUGAUUCCCAUCAUUCUAAACAGAUAAGUUUGACGUCUUGGUGUCCUAAGACAGUGAAGAAGGUUUAUCACUUUGUCAGACCUAUCUUUCAUUUGGUGAUAUAGCGAUAGUCAAGUAAUUUAUGAUACUCUGAUUGGGUCCUGUGCCCUCUCGCUUCAUGUGAUGAUCACAGUCUGGUGUUGUAGAACUUGUGCAUUCCUUAAAAUUCAUCAAAUACAUUUAUGUUUAACAUAAACAGUUUAUUCCAUUUGUGUUGCCAUAUUCUGACACGUCAUUAAAAUGGUUAUGAAUGUUUUACAAGAA
Messenger RNA from Protopterus annectens (West African lungfish), 6355 nucleotides. RefSeq names its product SIK family kinase 3 (gene SIK3). The record is from RefSeq and is a predicted model, not a curated record. NCBI's taxonomy places the organism in Eukaryota, Metazoa, Chordata, Ceratodontiformes, Protopteridae. Gene Ontology annotation, molecular function: protein serine/threonine kinase activity; ATP binding; tau-protein kinase activity. Gene Ontology annotation, cellular component: cytoplasm. Gene Ontology annotation, biological process: intracellular signal transduction; microtubule cytoskeleton organization; protein phosphorylation.